GGGUCAGACAUUGGAUCGUCUGGCUGGACAGCGGGCAUCGGGUCACCAGGCAUCAGGUCAUUUGGCUCGACAGCGGGCACCGCGUCAUCUGGCAAGGCAGUGGGCUCUGACUCAAUUGGCACGACAGCGGGCACCGGGUCAUCAGGUACCGGAUUGUCUGGCUCGACAGCGGGCAUCGGGUCACCAGGUAUGACAGAGGGCACUGGGUCACCAGGCAUCAGGUCAUUUGGCUUGCCAGCGGGCACCGCGUCAUCUGGCUCGACAGCGGGCAUCGGGUCACCAGGUAUGACAGCGGGCACUGGGUCACCAGGCAUCAGGUCAUUUGGCUCGCCAGCGGGCACCGCGUCAUCUGGCAAGGUAGCGGGCACCGAGUCACCAGGUACGACAGCGGGCUCUGAGUCAAUUGGCCUAAUAGGAUCAUCAGAGGCAUCAGGCUGAGUACAGGCAUCAGGCUGAGUACAGGCAUCAGGCUGAGUACAGGCAUCAGGCUGAGUACAGGCAUCAGGCUGAGUACAGGCAUCAGGCUGAGUACAGGCAUCAGGCUGAGUACAGGCAUCAGGCUGAGUACAGGCAU
This is a messenger RNA of Staurois parvus, 574 nucleotides long. NCBI's taxonomy places the organism in Eukaryota, Metazoa, Chordata, Amphibia, Anura, Ranidae. The record is from the annotation of a GenBank genome assembly.